Moneuplotes crassus is the source of this 1647-nucleotide messenger RNA. The record is from the annotation of a GenBank genome assembly. NCBI's taxonomy places the organism in Eukaryota, Ciliophora, Spirotrichea, Euplotida, Euplotidae.
CUCAUAGAUUUUCAUUUUACAGAUAUGAAGCAGAUGAAGGCUUCUAAGCCAUUUCAGAUUUCUAAAGUAUCCAAAGUUUCUCAGACCCAGUACAGAAAGAAGACUAAUAGCUUGAGGAAUUGAAAGGUCAAGGAAAAUAAUUGGGUGUCCGCAAAAUCUAAGUCAAUGUACAAGAUGUCCCCUCUGUUUGUGAGUGCAAGCUCUUGGAUGGUCAUUUCGAUAGAUAAUAAAAAUCAAUGCCUUCGAAAUCACUCAUUACACCAGAUAUAAAAUCAAAGUUUAAAGCUUCAGUUGAUCGGAGCGCUUCAUGUGAAGGGACUCAAGAGCAGUCGAAAAAUUAUUAUUCGAAGAAUUAUAGUACUGACGAGGAGUUUAUUUUUGAUAAUUGAAGUUAUUUUAACCUUUGCAAGGAGCCUCAUUCGCGAAGGGAAAUCGCUUCUCUUACUAAGAUCAUGACUUGCUACACAGUUCUCAAAUUGGUUGAAAAAUUUCAUCUAAAUAAAGUGACAGAGCUAGUAACGAUUUCUGGUUCUGCUUCAGUGAUACAGGGAACUUCAGCAUGUCUAAAAUAAAAAUGAUGUGUUGAGUGUUUGGGAUUUAUUACAUGGCUUAAUGCUUCCAAGCGGUAAUGAUGCUGGCCAUGCUCUCGCUGAACAUUUUGGAAACCUAUUGUUAAAGAAAUCAAUGCCAACAAAAUCUACUCUUUUCUAUAGCCUAGCUGGGGAGAGUAUGAGUAGCAAUCACACUGUUUUUCAGAAAGACAGUUCUCCAUAUGAAGAAGAGAGCAAAGAAGAAACUGAGUCUCCAACAGAGCCAUCAACACCAGUUUCUUAUUUCAGGAAGAAUCCUCCAGUUUUCAGGUUUAUCCAAGAAAUGAAUAAGAAUGCGAGGAAAAUUGGGAUGUUGAACACCAAUUUUGAUUCACCUCAUGGACUUCCAAAUAAAUAAAAAUAAAUCAACUGUAUUUGACAUGGCUAUACUCUGAAUGGAGGCAGUGAAAAUGAAGUCCUUCAAUUCCAUCACAAAGUGUAAAAUGUACCAGUGCAAUAACAAGAAAGGCAAGCAGACAGUAAGGAGUAUGAAACAGCUAAAAACUAAGAAAGCUCACUACAAAUGGGUCAAUACUAAUAAACUUCUUUCCAAGGGAUACUGAGGAAUCAAAACAGGUGUUACAAAUUCAGCAGGUCCAUGACUAGCAGCUUAUAUAGCAAAGAAGAAGAGAUCUUACCUUGUGAUCCUUCUUAACUCAAGAUCAAUGGAUGCUCGUUGGGUUGAGGUCAAAUAAAAUAGUAGACCAUUGCAUUUAUGAGAUGCUGAAACCAAGAAAAGAAACAAGUGUUGCUCCUAUCAGAAAGGCCUACCCCUUGAAUCAAUUUCAUGAAAAGAAAUCAAUAUCCUUUUUCAAAUCCCAGAGUGAUGAGAAAUCGCUCUGCUUAAGAGAAAAGAGAUCAGUUACGAAAAAAGAGAGUGUAGAUUUGUUACUUCCUUCAAUCGACCUAAAAUAAAUUAUUUAUCAUAAUCUAGAGACUUAUCCCCUCCAGAUGGAAUUAAGAGGGCAGUAUUGCUGAAGAAGCCAAUAUAAGUCUGAAUUUUCUCUAGAAAUUAUGGUGAGCCUAUUUCUCGACCUCUAAAAGAUUGUUAUACCCU